UGCAGCACCGCGUGUUUAUUUAAAGCUACUUUAUUGUGCAGAUUUACACCAAUAUUUCAGACAGGUUGGUGUCGGUCGGCCUGCUGCGGCAGCUCCACGUCACGCACCCAGACCACUGUGUAAACACCAUCGCUCAAAUCGAAUUCCGUAGCGCGUGCGCGUGCGCGUGGAUUGGGAUUUCAAAGUGGGCGUCCGGGAGACCGAGAGCUGCGAUGGGAGCUGUGAUUGGGAACAUUAUUCUCAGUUUGCAUUCUUUGGUAACUGCUUCAAUCCCCCGAAAGGCUGUUUGCGCGCGGUAGCAGGUCGGUGCGUCCAGUCGCUGCGGAAAAAUGGCGAUGAUUUCGGCGCUCGUCUUUCUGUGCGUGCUCCGAGCUGCGGCUCCUCAAGGUUUGGUCCCUCGGGGUCCGAGGCCAGUACCUGGUCGAGGUGACAGCCCAGAUCCGACUCCGCCUCCACCACCGAUACCCCCAGGUUGUAUGACAGAUGGGAGAAUUGACUGUCCCAUCAAGGUGUUUUUCACCCUGGACACCUCAGAGACCAUCGCCCUACACGAGUCCCCGCCCGGCAGCCUGGUGAAAACCGUCAUGGAGUUCACCAAGGUUUUUGCCCAGAGGCUGUUCGACGAGGAGUACAGGAGCCGGGUCCACAUGUCCUGGUCCAUUGGAGGCCUGAACUACUCCGAGACGCAGCACGUCUUCAGUCCGUUCACAACCAAGGAGAACUUCAUCAGGAACGUCAACAGGAUCGUGUACGAAGGCAAAGGCACCCACACCGACUGCGCCCUCCAAAGAAUGACUCAACAACUAACCAGCCACUACCCAGGGGCCAAGCCCGUCCUCUUCUCUGUGGUCAUCACUGACGGCUAUGUGACGGCAGAACCGUGCGGAGGGAUGAGGGAAAUGGCGGAUAAGGCCCGGGAAAAGGGAAUCCAAAUUUUCUCGGUGGCCGCGUCGAGGAGCGUCGAUGAAUCUGGAAUGAAGGACAUAGCCGGCCCGCUCCAUGAAGUGUACCGGGAUGACUACAAGGUCGUGGACAUCGUCGGUGGGAGACUGGAAAUAAAUACCGAAUCCAUCGAUCGUAUCAUACAAAUUAUGAAACAUCAAGCCUAUGUACAGUGUUACCAGCCAAAAUGCUUGGCGACACCUGGGAUGCCUGGACGACCGGGGCCUGAAGGUCUCAAAGGCACAAAAGGAGAGAGGGGCUUUGCUGGGCGAAGAGGAGCAAAGGGUAAACAGGGUGAUCCCGGCAUUGAAGGUCCAAUCGGACAACCCGGUCCAAAGGGAGCGACCGGUCUGAAAGGUGACAAGGGUGAAAUCGGAACAGUCGGAGCAAAGGGUGUGGCGGGAGUAGCUGGCGGGAAUGGAACUGACGGUCAGAAGGGUAAAAUGGGCCAUAUUGGAGCUCCCGGUUGCAAAGGUGAUCCGGGUGACCAGGGACCAGAAGGUUACCAUGGAGACUUUGGAGCCCCUGGGCCACCCGGUGAAAACGGAGUAAAGGGAAAUCCAGGCCUCUCUGGAAAGUCGGGUCGUCCUGGCCUUCAGGGAAACCCAGGAGCAAAGGGGGAAGACGGACAUCCUGGAAAUCCAGGGCCACCAGGAGAAAAGGGUUUUGUUGGAGUUGCUGGCACACCUGGAGAAAGCGGCCCGCACGGAAGGAGAGGAGACCCAGGGACCAGGGGAAAACCAGGUCCUGAUGGGCUGAAAGGAGAACGGGGAGAACUGGGGCCGCUGGGAGCCAGAGGACGGCCCGGGGAAGACGGAUUCAAGGGCGCAAAGGGAGACCAAGGACUGCCAGGACCGAGGGGUCAGCCGGGAGAACUGGGUGGUCCCGGAGAAAUUGGCUCAAAAGGAAAUCCCGGAGAUCCUGGAACAAGGGGAGACUCUGGGCCACCAGGGCCAAAAGGUGACAACGGAAGACAGGGAUUCAGCUAUUCUGGACCGAGAGGAGCCACUGGAGACAAAGGCGAUCCAGGUUUAAAAGGGCCCCGGGGGGGCAGAGGGGAUUGUGGUGCCAAAGGGGAAGCUGGAAAUAACGGACCACCAGGAGAUUAUGGGGAGCCGGGUCAGCCGGGUGAGCCCGGGGCGAGAGGACCCCGAGGAGAUCGUGGAUCCGAUGGGGAGCCAGGACCAGUAGGGGAUCCGGGGCUUAACGACUGUGAUGUCAUGACUUACAUCAGGGAGACGUGCGGUUGCUGUGACUGUGAGAAGCACUGUGGAGCUCUGGACAUCGUAUUUGUAAUUGAUAGCUCCGAGAGUGUCGGGCUGACAAACUUCACCCUGGAAAAGAACUUUGUUAUCAACACCAUCAACCGGUUGGGAUCGAUGGCCAGCGACCCCACGUCGCCAAGCGGCACACGAGUCGGAGUCGUUCAAUUCAGUCACAACGGGACCUUCGAGGCCAUCCGUCUCGACGAUCCCAACAUCAACUCCAUGUCGGCCUUCAAAGCGGCGGUGAAGCAGCUGCAGUGGAUAGCCGGCGGCACCUUCACGCCCUCGGCCCUAAAGUUUGCCUACGACAACCUCAUCAGGGACGGCAAGAGAGCCGAAGCCAAAGUGUCUGUGGUGGUGAUCACAGACGGCCGCUUCGACCCGCGCGACGACGACAACUUGCUCCAGUACCUCUGCGACAACGACGUGGUGGUCAAUGCCAUCGGGGUCGGCGACAUGUUCGACAAGACCCAGGAUAACGAGAUCCUGGACUCCAUCGCGUGCAACAAGAAGGAGCGCGUCAUCGAGAUGAGUCGCUACGUCGACCUGGUGUCCGAGGUCUUCACCAACACGAUGGAGAAUGUCCUCUGUCCCGAACCUGUGAUGGUGUGCCCCGAUCUCCCCUGCAAAAGCCAGCCCGAUAUAUCUGCGUGCGUCCAGCGGCCGGUGGAUUUGGUGUUUCUGCUGGACGGCUCGGAGCGCCUCGGCCUGGAGAAUUUCCGGCUGGUCCGUGAAUUUGUGCAGAAGGUGGCGGAUAAAUUGGCCCUGGCCGGCAGCGGCACCGACCCCAUGAGAGCCCGCUUGGCGUUGGUAGCGUUUGGCAGGGAGGUCGAGAACAAAGUGGCCUUUCCUCUCACACACGACCGCGCCGUCAUCGCCGACGGCAUCUCGCGCUUGCCUUAUUUCGAUUCGUCUUCGAGCGUCGGGCCCGCCAUCACCUACGCCAUCGACAACAUCCUUAGUAGAGGGCGAGGUCGCAAGACGAGGCCCAACGCCGAGGUUUCGUUUGUUUUCAUCACAGACGGCGUCACCGACAGCGAGAACCUGGACGAGGCCGUGAGCGCCAUGCGCAGGGAACAGGUGGUUUCCACGGUGAUAGCCACGAGAAGUGACGUUAACCAAGAAGUCCUGUUGAAGCUGGCCAUGGAUGACAAGGACGCCAUCUUUAGAGGAAAAGACUUGUCUGAUCUGGCCCGGUCCAGUUUGUUCGACCGUUUCAUCCAGUGGGUGUGUUGAAGACAGACCACGUGGACGCCGACAUCAUACCGGUCGCACUGCUGUUAAUCCUGCAUUUUCACACUGGUUUACCAAGAUUCUUUUGUGCACUGUGCAAUUUGCAAAUGACCCAAUGGCAUUGUGCUUUGUCACAUUUGUAAGGAAAACUUUAUUCGGCAUGUUUUGUUAUACAUAAAUCAAAAGUACAAGUUAAGCAUUAAGACGUUCUCUAGAUUUAAAGCACCCAAUUGUCCAAUACUGAAAUUUUCAUGGAAUUGGAACAGGAGAUUAUUUCAAAUAAAAAAAAUACAUUUAAAGCCCUCAACAUACAAUAUGAAAGUA
This is a messenger RNA of Gasterosteus aculeatus aculeatus (three-spined stickleback), 3764 nucleotides long. Its product is annotated as collagen alpha-2(VI) chain. The record is from RefSeq and is a predicted model, not a curated record. Lineage: Eukaryota; Metazoa; Chordata; Actinopteri; Perciformes; Gasterosteidae.